Molecule: messenger RNA, 6250 nt
Organism: Cornus florida
Lineage: Eukaryota; Viridiplantae; Streptophyta; Magnoliopsida; Cornales; Cornaceae
Product: probable disease resistance protein At4g27220
Exons: 3
Coding region: 776-3112 (778 amino acids)
Molecular function (GO): ADP binding
Source: RefSeq, a predicted model, not a curated record
UAUUUUGUUUUUGGUUCCAAGCAAUAAUUACUUUUUAUUAUAGUGAGUCUCUCUCCAACAUCUGAAUUUGCAUAUUUCUCUCCCACAAUCUCUGUUCUCUCUCCUCUCACUGUUGUCUCACCAUAAUCCAUCUACUGAAUCUUCACUUUCUGUUUCUUGGUCUGUCAGUCAUUGAUAAUCAGACUUCAUCGUUUCAAUUGGGUUUAGCUUCUUUUGCUUCCAUUUCAUUUUUAUUGUUUUCUUUCUCUCUUUUCUUCCUCUGUGUCUGCAAUUUCCCACAUCCACUCUCUUAGUUUUUCUGUUCAAUUUGAAAUAGGCUUUUUCUUACACCUCAAUUUGUAUCUCUCUCUCUCUAGUGUCUCCUUGUGAAUCUUCACUUUUCUUUCCGGAGAAAAAAAAAAGAAAAGAAAAAAAUCUUCACUUUUCUUUGUCUUGCUUUUGGACUUGUUUGUCAUUCAAAAUCAAACUGUGUGUGUUUGUCUUGAAGUCUCUUCCUUUAGUUUCUUAGCUUUCACCAUCUGCAACCCCUUCCCUCUGAAUCAUCUUGUCAAUCUUCACUUUUUGGGAUUCAAAAUCAAAAUCAAAAUCAAAAUCAGAUUAGAGACCAACUUACUAGCUCAUCCAGACAAAUCCACAAGCCAGAGUCAUUGAUAAUCGGACUUAUUAAUCGGUUCAACUGGGUUUGGAAUAUAUAUAGCAUUAUCUGGACAAAACUGGCAUAAGCCAGAGAGAGAGAAGAAAAAGAAAGACGUUGAAGGUUGCUGGAGAAUUAAAAAUGGGGGACAAUAUUGCUAGUAAUGUUGUGGCAACGAUGCUGGAGCCCAUCAGAGACAGCUUGUACGCAUUCAUCAGACGCCAAUUUGGUUAUUUGGUUCACUGCAAGAAAAACGUUAAGGAUCUCGAAGAUGAAGUUAAUAAACUCAGAGACGCCAUGGCAAGUGUCCAAACAAGGGUUGAUGCAGCCUUGAACAAUACUGAAGUCAUUGAGGAUAAUGUUUCGAGGUGGCUGGACAAAGUGCAGAGCUCAUUGACGACGAUGGAAGAAGACAUGGACAGAUUAGUGCAAGGCACACAAAAUCUCAAGUGUCUUCAUGUUUGCUCGCGCUAUCGGUUGGGUAAAGAAGGAAAGAAGAAGCAGACUGUUGUUACUAAGCUUAUAGAGGACGGCAAAUUUGACACUGUUGCACACCGACCUCCUCUAACUGGUAUUUGGCAAAGAAGUCACAGCACAAGAUAUGAGAGUUUUCAAUCCAGGGAGUUGGUUUUUAAGGAGAUUAUGAAGGCACUAAAAGAUGACGGGACUUACAAGAUUGGAAUAUAUGGAAUGCCUGGCGUUGGAAAGACUAGGAUGAUGGAAGAAGUUGCCCAGCAAGCACAAAAAGAGAGUCUUUUUGAUGAGGUUGCCAAGAUAGUUGUCACCGAGAAUCCAAAUUUGAAAGAUAUUCAACUACAGCUUGCAGAAGGUUUGAAUAUGAAGUUAGAUAAAGAGACUGAAUAUGCAAGGAAGGGGCUGCUGCGCAGCAGAUUGAAAAAUGGUAAGAAAAUCUUUGUAAUAGUAGAUGAUGUUUGGAAUGAUCAAAUUAAGUUGGAGGACAUAGGAUUUCCAGCUACAAAUGAUCAAACCAAAGGUUGCAAAAUUUUGCUGACCUCUCGGAGGCGAGAUGUGUGUGAAGUAAUGGGGGUUCCUGAAAAUGAGAACUUCUUAAUUAGAGACUUAUCGAAAGAUGAAGCAUGGUCCCUAUUCGAGAAGAAGGUGGGAAAUUCUAUCAGACCUCAUGAUAUGCGUUUUGUAGCGGAAGCGGUGUGUGAAGAAUGUGCAGGUUUGCCAUUAGCAAUACUUGCAAUUGGAGGAGCACUAAAAAAUAAGAGUAAGUCGGACUGGGAAGAUGCACUCAGGCAAUUGAAAAUUUCUAGGGCAGAGAACAUUCCGGGAGUGCCGGCAAAACUCUAUUUACCCAUAGAGUUGAGCUACAAAUAUCUGGAGCUUAAAGAUACGAAAUCAAUUUUUUUGCUUUGUAGUUUGUUUGGAGAAGAUGCUCAGAUUUCCAUAGAUGACUUGGUAAGGUAUGGAGUUGGAUUGAGGCUUCUCCUAGGUGUGGAUACAAUGGAAGAAGCAAGGAAUAGAGCUCAUGCAAUUGUCAAUACCCUCAAGAUAUCUUCUUUGCUAUUAGAAGGUAGAAAUGAAAAGUUUGUGAAAAUGCACGAUGUCAUUCGAGGUGUCGCCUUAUGGAUUGCAUCAAAACAGGAAGAUGCCAUGUUUCUAGUGAAAGCUGGUGUCACUAAGUGGCCAGAUGAGGAUGAAUAUAAACAAUGCAAAGCAAUCUCAUUAAGGUUCAAUGAUGAUUGUGUGCUUCCAGAUGAUUCUGAAUGGACAGAAGUAUGCACCUUAAUGUUGGAAUCCCGCAAUCUUUUGUUAGAAGUUCCAAGUAGCUUUUUUAAAGUGAUGGAGAAGCUUAAAGUUUUACAAUUGCGUACUAUGCAGAUUUCAGAACUACCGUCGUCACUUAAAAAUCUUAGGAUGUUGCGCCUAUACGAUUGCCAAUUGGUGAAUGUAGCGUUUCUCAAGGAAUUAAAAAAACUUGAGAUACUAUGCAUUGCAGAUUCUGAUCUCAAAGAACUGGCUCCAGAAAUAGGACAAUUGACUUGUUUGCGUUUGUUGGAUCUGAGCGGCUGUGAUGAGCUCAACGUCAUUCCCUCUGGUGUCAUAUCAAGUCUAACCCAGCUUGAGGAAUUGUACAUUCCAGGUGAGUUUUACCAAUGGGAGGUUGAAGACAAUGCAAGUCUUAAUGAACUAAACUCGUUGAAGCGCUUGUUUAGUUUACAAGUUUAUGUGCCAGAUGUUAUGUUACUGCCUCCCCUCAUUGAGCCCCUGUUUAAGUCGUUGAACAGAUUUGAAGUAUCCAUUGGGAGCAAGCUUCAUCUUUCCUCAGACUUCUGGAAUCCUGGAAAAAAUCUCUCAUCAGCAACAAGGAUAUUGAAAGUUGUGGGUCACCCUUUGAAGAAGGAGCUUAACAUUUUGAUGGAGAAAGCUGAAGUACUUUUUUUUUCUUCGAAAGUGUUUACAAUAUUGUGCUUCAUUUGUUUGAAAAAUAUCAUACAACAAGACCACUAAAAAUAUCAUCCAGAGUCAUUAACUUCCAGGAUUAACUAUAAUAUUAAUUAAGCCCUUUUUUUUUUUUUUUUUUUUUUUUUUGGGCAACAAUUAAGCUCUCUUCAACCACAAGCUAUUGGCCUCUUUCCUCUAUCAUAUAUUUUUUUUCUUUUUUCUUUUUUCUUUUUUUAUUUAAAAAAUAAUGUAACACCCUAAAAUAUGAUACGUGACUCGCAUAAUUCAUUCAUAAUAACACAUGCUUAAAUUAGUAGUAAUAAACAUGUAAACUAUCUAAAUAUAAAUUACUAAAUUUCACUUACCUAACAUAAGCUCCGGGUUCCCCUCAAAACGGGUGGCUACUUUAAUACCACUAACUAACAUGAGUCCCAAGCUCUACUCCAAUUAAAUGUUGUGAAUUGUAUAAUCUCGAACUACCGAAUACACACAUGUGGUUGGAUUGUAUGUCUGAUCACCCAAAUGAUUCCUGACCACAUCCAAAUACUAAGGGCACAUUUAGUCCAAUAACGAUAUCAAUAAUAGCGCACUCAUAAUAGGCCGGUCCUGGACCAUUCCUAACUAUACCACUAAUCUCAACAAAUCAUUAAUCAUACUGAUUUAAUAAUUGACUCAAACAUUUAGCAAUUCUAACUCAUCGUUAAAUGUGCACUUCGUAUACUUAAAAUAUUUUAAUAAUUAAUAAAUACUAGCAUACCAGUACAUACUUAUGGUCCAAAUUUGAAAUCUCCAAGUCCAUGAUCUAGACAAAAUCAGUUCCAAAACCCAAGUACAAAAGACUUCAAACUGUAUCGUAUAUUAUGGGCUUCAAAAGAUUAUCUAUAUCCAUGCCAAUGUUAAAUCCUAACAGCACAUGUAUAACUACAUCAAAUCUUUCAAUUCAUUGCUUCUAUUCAUAAUUAAUGUCUAUCAACUAAACACUGCUUCCAUGACUCCUCCACUCAAAUUUCUCAGUCCUAGACUUAUUCAUAUAAUAUAACCGUAAUUACAUAUGAACAUAGAAGCAAUUGCACCCACAACCUAGUUAUAAUAACUUAAUCUCACACCUGCAUUGGUACAUUUAUAUAGUAAACAAUUCCAACACAACCUAUAUGCAUAUACCCACAUCAAGAAUCCACAGUUCACUCAACUAAGGUUUGCACCCUUCAUUAAAUAAUUACUUCCAAAAUCCACCAAUUUACAUUCAAAUUCUAGUGCCUUCAAAUAUACUUAGCAGACCAAAUAUACGUAGCAGACCAUAUAAUCACUAAAUAAAAUUCUUAAAAUAACCUAUAUAUAGAAUCAUUUAUAGGUCAGCUAACUAAUUUCUCAUUCUCAUUAAUUACUAUAUAAAAGAUUAGAUUAGUAUCUAAACCCCCACCAGUCAAUCAGUCACUUUUCAGCAAUUCACACUACUUAGUGCAAAUGUAGAUGUAAUAUCAUUAAACUAAAUUUACCAAGCAUGACCAAAUGAAAUAUAUAAAAUACUACCGAUUCACUAGAUUCCAUAAUUCAAUCCCAUAACAGUAAAAUGUCAAAUUGAAUCAUACUUUGUGCAGAUAUAGAUGUAAUAUCAUAUACAUGCUGAUUACACACACCCAUUACUACCUCCUUACACCCUAGACAACAAGUUUAAGAUGUACAAGAAAUAUACAUGGACACAAAUAUAGGUAUAAAAGUACAUAAAUUCAUUCGUGCUUUAAUGCAACACAUGAUCAAGUACGCUUAAUCAAAUUCCUAACACAAGGCAAUUAAUUCUAUGAUUAAUAAUAGAUUAUAGUAUAUACAUGAGAUCAAAGCAAGAAUGUAAUUGCAAUCAGCUUAAGCUUCUUUGCUUUUCCGCGAUAAACAUAUAAAAUCCUCGAGAUCGCAACGUAGGUAAAAAACUAGAUACAACGGAGUCUACAUAUAUAUAUAUAUAUUCAGUGAUGGAGUUAAAUAAGAACUUUUUUUAAAUUCCAAAAUAAACUAAAUAAAUAACUCUGCUAUUUCCUUUUAAAUACAAUCACUCAUCUAAAUUUAAAAUAAAGAUAAUGCCUAAAUAAUAAUAUGCGUCCAUAAAUAUAUAUAUAUAUACUACCUCUGUCCCAUGUUAGUACUCUACUAUAUCAUUUUUUGAUGUUCCAAAUUAGUUUUCUACUUUGAAAAGUCAAAACAAAUAAACUUAUCUUUUCAUUAUUGUCCUUUCAUUUUCAAAAAAUUUAAAACUUGGUAACUAUAUAUAUUUAAACUAAAAUGGACAAAUUGAUAAUUUUAAAAGGGGACAAUGCAUUAAUUGCAUGUCCCUUUAAAAACUCCAAUAUCUAAACAUAGACAUCUAAUAUGGGAGUAAUAUUUAUUUAUGGAGUAUUACUAACAAAGUCUCUAAUGCGGUAAAGUAAUUGCAUUUAAGCAACAAUAAUAUUAUGGGCACACUUCACUUCUUUAAUAAUUAAUAUAUAAGAUUAACAGACUAAACAAUGAAAAUGAAACAACUUAUUUCUCCUUCCUCCUCUCACAGGAAAGGUCGCACAUUUAAUUAAAUUUCCAAUGGGACAGUAAUAAGUGGGUGGGAGUGGUUUGUAUGAUGAAAAUGAAACAGCUUAUUUCUCCUUCCUCCUUUAGCAGGAAAGGUCGCACAUUUAAUUAAAUUUCCAAUGGGAUAGUAAUAAGUGGGUGGGAGUGGUUUGUAUGUUAUUAACUUAUUACCUAUUAACAAAUUAUAUCAUCUCAUCAAUAUCUACUACCCACUUUGUUUUCUUCUUAAAAAAAUAUAUAUCUAUUUUGGAAUUAGUGUCAAAUUAGGAAGUUUCUGGGACUAAAAAACGACAUUCUUGAAUAAAAAUUGAUUUCCUGUUCUUGGUUUUGAGCUGGGAAAUAUUAUUACCAUUUUGCAUGUCUAAUUUGAUAAUUUGUAGAUAUGAUUGGAAUAGUAGUUAAUUUUAAUAUUUUAAUAUACUCUUUUUGUACAAUUUUAGUUAAAUUUAGAAUCCUAUUUUUUUCUUAAAACAUUAUAAUUCUGCUUUAUUAUUAUUAUUAUAAUUAUUAUUAUGUUGAAAUAAUUUAGAAUAAAUUAUUUUUAUGCUUUGCUAACUACAAAUUUUUUUAGUAAAUCAAAAGCAAAUUCUAUUACACUUACCAAGGGCUGGUUUCUUUCCCAAAAAAAAAAAAAAAAAAAAAUACAAA